Nicotiana tabacum (common tobacco) is the source of this 906-nucleotide messenger RNA. Its product is annotated as ethylene-responsive transcription factor 1B-like. NCBI's taxonomy places the organism in Eukaryota, Viridiplantae, Streptophyta, Magnoliopsida, Solanales, Solanaceae. The record is from RefSeq and is a predicted model, not a curated record. Gene Ontology annotation, biological process: regulation of DNA-templated transcription; ethylene-activated signaling pathway. Gene Ontology annotation, molecular function: DNA binding; DNA-binding transcription factor activity.
CAAAAAGAACUUUAAUAUAAAAAAAAGAUGCAGGGAAUAUCAUUAGAGUUUGAUCAGCAAAAUUUUCUUGACACCAUGCAGCAUCUCUUCAAUGAUCCCGACUUUCCCCAAAUCUUUUCAGAACUAAACUCAUUCAAUAACACCAUCCAAACACCUAGAAACCCAGGUUCAGAGAACACCAUAUUUGCACAAAACAUGGUUCAACGCAAUCAAGAAAAAUAUGCAGAUGAUCAUAUCGUCCCAUUGCAAAAGACUUCGUCAGAAAAUGAUAAGGAGCCAUCUUCAGAUCAGGUGCCUUUGGAAAAGAAGAAAUACAAAGGAGUUAGGAGAAGGCCAUGGGGAAAAUAUGCUGCAGAAAUAAGGGAUCCUGAAAGAAAAGGCGCUAGACUUUGGCUAGGGACAUAUGAAACUCCUGAGGAUGCAGCAUUGGCUUAUGACAGAACUGCAUUUAAACUGCGCGGUUCAAGAGCUGUACUCAAUUUCCCUCACUUGAUUGAAUCUAAUGUUACUGAAAUUAACAGAGUGAGGCCAAGGAGACGUUCACGUUCACCGGAUAUUGAGCUUUCAUCUGAUCAGCAUGAUGGUCCGAUUUCAAAGAGGAGAAAUGUUGACCUAAUUAACAGCUUAGCUACAGCCAACUUGGAUAGCCAAAUUAUCGUGGAGAGAUGUUUAACGUCUAGUUUUUUUGCCUGAAGAAAAUCUAACACUUACUACAACAUUAUGCAUCAACGGCUACAAAUAAAAAAUCGUGGCUAUUACCUAGCAAUAGCCAUAAAAAUUGAAAUUUCGUGGUUGUUCACAAUUUGGUGAAAUUUCUUGGCUACAAUAAGUAAAUUGACAAAGCUAAUUCCUUCUUUUUGCUAUAAUUGGUUAGUAUCGUAAUAAUAACUACAAAAAUAGCUACAC